AGCAGACAAUGGAUUAUGAUUUCAAGGCGAAGCUGGCGGCGGAGCGGGAGCGGGUGGAGGAUUUGUUUGAGUACGAAGGGUGCAAAGUGGGACGCGGCACCUACGGGCAUGUCUACAAGGCGAGGCGAAAAGAUGGAUUCCAGGAGGGCUUCGUGUAUGGACCUCAAGCGUUGGAGGUAGCAGACUUUUCAGCAGAAGGUCCUUGGGACCAAAGAUGGCCCAGGGCUGAUCUGGACACCUGGUAGUAGUAUUAAUAGGAGCCAAGAAGCCUUGAACCUGUCUAAUUAUGAUUGUAACGAGUGGGGUUUGGCCAAACCUUAACUACACUUGUGCAUACGAGCUGCUGAAUGGGCUUCACCUUGCUAAACGUGACUGGAGGCUGGUCAUCAAGCUUGGACAUUUUUGAAAGAAAAGAUGAAAAGGAAUAUGCAUUGAAGCAAAUUGAAGGCACAGGAAUAUCCAUGUCGGCUUGUAGAGAGAUUGCACUUUUGCGAGAAUUGAAGCACCCUAAUGUGAUCGCCCUGCAGAAGGUGUUCCUUUCUCACAGUGACAGGAAGGUGUGGCUGCUGUUUGAUUAUGCCGAGCAUGAUUUAUGGCAUAUUAUUAAGUUUCAUCGUGCAUCAAAAGCAAAUAAAAAGCCCAUGCAGUUGCCAAGAUCUAUGGUUAAAUCAUUACUUUACCAGAUUCUUGACGGUAUCCAUUACCUCCAUGCAAAUUGGGUGCUUCACAGAGAUCUGAAACCAGCAAAUAUCCUAGUAAUGGGAGAAGGUCCUGAGAGGGGGAGAGUCAAAAUAGCUGACAUGGGUUUUGCCAGAUUAUUCAAUUCUCCUCUAAAGCCACUAGCAGAUUUGGAUCCAGUAGUUGUGACUUUUUGGUAUCGGGCUCCAGAACUUUUGCUUGGUGCAAGGCAUUAUACAAAGGCCAUUGACAUAUGGGCAAUAGGUUGCAUAUUUGCUGAAUUGUUGACUUCAGAACCUAUUUUUCACUGUCGUCAGGAAGAUAUAAAAACAAGCAAUCCCUUUCAUCAUGAUCAACUAGAUCGGAUAUUUAGUGUCAUGGGGUUUCCUGCAGAUAAAGACUGGGAAGAUAUUAGAAAGAUGCCAGAAUACCCCACACUUCAAAAAGACUUUAGAAGAACAACGUACGCCAACAGUAGCCUCAUAAAGUACAUGGAGAAACACAAGGUCAAGCCUGACAGCAAAGUGUUCCUCUUGCUUCAGAAACUCCUUACUAUGGAUCCAACCAAGAGAAUUACCUCAGAGCAGGCUCUGCAGGAUCCCUAUUUUCAGGAGGACCCCUUGCCGACAUUAGAUGUGUUUGCUGGCUGCCAGAUUCCAUACCCCAAACGAGAAUUCCUUAAUGAAGAUGAACCUGAAGAGAAAGGUGACAAGAAUCAGCAACAGCAGCAGAACCAACAUCCGCAGCCCGCAGCCCCGCCGCAGCAGGCAGCAGCCCCUCCACAGGCAGCCCCGCAGCAGCAGAACAGCACCCAGGCCAACGGGACUGCAGGAGGGGCCGGGGCGGGGCCUGGGGCCGCCGGAGCAGGGCUGCAGCACAGUCAGGACUCCGGCCUUAAUCAGGUGCCUCCAAACAAGAAACCGCGGCUAGGGCCUUCAGGCACAAACUCAGGCGGGCCUGUAAUGCCGUCAGAUUAUCAGCACUCCAGUUCGCGCCUGAAUUACCAAAGCAGUGUUCAGGGAUCCUCUCAGUCCCAGAGCUCACUAGGCUAUUCCUCCUCAUCUCAGCAGAGCGCACAGUACCACCCAUCUCACCAGGCCCACCGCUACUGACCCGCUACAGCCAGAGCACAGACUCCAGCAAUAUGACGUCUGCAUUGAAGAGAACCAAAAGUGCAAACUCUGAUGCUGUUUAAAACUCAUCCACUUAGGAGGAAAACUAUUUACUGAGCAUUUUGCAGGACUGACUGAUGUCUUCAUUGACUUAAAGAAGAUUUUUGUGAAGUUUCCCCAGCACCCUUUCCCUGCAUGUGUUCCAUUGUGACUUCUCUGAUAAAGCGUCUGAUCUAAUCCCAGCACUUAACUUCUGUAACCUUCAGCAUUUUGGGGAAGGAUUUCCUGGUGCACCUUUCUCAUGCUGUAGCAAUCUCUAUGAUUUAUCUUUUCAAAGCUCUUUUACUAGGAUUUUAAUGUUUUAGAAACAGGAUUCCAGUGGUGUAUAGUUUUGUACUUCAUGAACUGAUCUAGCAACACAGGUAAAUAUGCACCUUUUAAAGCACUAUGUUGUUUUCACAGAAUAUAACUCUUUUGCUCAUGGAAGUCUUAAAUGGGAACUGUUACUGUCCCACAGUACUUUACUAUUACGUUUUUAUUUCUCUAGUUUCAGGGAAGGUCUAAUAAAAAGACAAGUGGUGGUACAGAGGGAACCUGCAACCAAAAACAGCCUAGAUCUUUGCAGUUACUAUGCUUUAUGCUAUGAAGAACUAAAGUAUGUGGUAAUUUUUAUAUAACCAUUCAUAUGGAACUUAGUUCCCAGAAUCACCUUAUUCUGAAUAGUAUCCAGUAAUUAAGAAUUAUAAUUUUAACCUUCAUGUAGCUUACGUCUACUUUAAAAAGGGUUUCAAGAGCUUUGAUGAAAUACAGUCCUCUGGUGACCCACACCAGAAAACUGAAGAGAAUAUUAACUGCACUAGGAUUUCUUUAAGGAGUAAUGUUGAUCAAAGGGAAGGAAAAGCUUUUAGUGUGUAUUGUACAUAAAGUUGGCUUCUCUAAAGAACUGUUGGUUUCUUCACAUCUGGGUCAGUUUGAGUAACGUUCCUUACAUAAUCAAGGGUACUCAAAUAGAAGCCUGCAAAUUAAUCUGCUUUUAAAAUAAACAGCAGUGUUCUCCAUUCGUAUUUGCAUUAGACAUAGAGUGACUAUUUUUAAAGCAUGUUAAAAAUUUAGGUUUUGUUCAUGUUUAAAGUAUGUAUUAUGUAUGCAUAAUUUUGCUGUUAUUACUGAAACUUAAUGCUAUCAAGAAUCUUUUCAUUGCACUGAAUGCUUUCUUUUGCCCCUAGGAGAAAACUUAAUAAUUGUGCCUAAACUAUGGGCAGAUAGUAUACGACAUAUUAGAUAAGUGCUAUUUGCAUUUCUAUGAUCUAUGAAUUAGAGGCUGAGUUCUUUCUUAGCCAGCGUAAGGAAGCUCCCCAGAGUCACAAGGAAAUGUAAAGACUUAGAGCUCCCAUUGUAAUGUAAGGGGCAAGAAAUUUGUGUUCUUCUAAAUGCUACUAGCAGCACCAGCCUCGUUUUAAUGUUUUCUUGAGCUAGAAGAAAUAGCUGAUUGUUGUAUAUGCAAGUUAUAUGCAUUUUUUAACUCUUCUUUGUGAACUUAUCUACCUGGUUAUGAUACUCUGGGUCCAUAUACAAGUACAAUAAGUUUUAGACAGAAGCCAGUAUACAUUUUGCACUAUUGAUGUGAUCCUGUAGCCAGCAAGGACCUUACUGAUCUCAGCAUUAUAAUGCUUAUUAUUAAUAACAAAGACUAUACAGUGACACUCAUCAACACUGAAGAUGAAACUGUUGACAUGCUCCACUGGAAGGAAUUUCUGAUUGUCUCCAUAGUAAUUUACCCCUUCCAUUUUUGCAAAUGAGAAAUUAGGAGCCCUCUGCAUAAUGUAGCUACCCAAGUAAAGUUCUGUCCUGUGACCUGAAGCCUCACUGUCAUCAGAUGCUCACUGCACCCUCACCUCGUGCCCAGCAUUAUGCUGGGGGGUGAGACACAAAGGGCAAGACAUACUUCCUGUCCUUGAAGAGCUUAUGAUUGAUUCCAUGACAGGAAGCUUUCCUGGGAUGACAGGCUUAUAAAUGAAACCAUCUUAGAACAUGAAGGUCUAUUCGUUUACUUCUAAACCCACUUGGAGAGAGUUAUUAUUCCAAAUUUUGCUCUGUAAUAAACAAGUGUCAUGGAGAGGUUUCUAUGCUUAUCUACCUUCAAGAAAGCCAGCAAUUAAUAUCACCACAGGCAUUAAUAUAUAUUUGAAAUGUUCACAGCAGCCUUUCAACAACAAUUGGGUGGCCCUUGUAGGCAGAACACAACUAAGUGUUUGUAGGAAAUUACGAUGAAAAUAGAAGCUCUGUUCCUGCCCUCAAGGAGAGCUUACAUUUAGUAAAAGACGAACCCAAAUAUGUGCAUGAACCAAAAUAUCAUGCCCCUUAGUACUUUAUAAGCAACUUUGAUAUAAAUCCUUGUGAUAUGCGCUUAUAUGAUCAUGGGACUACCCUGCUUUCCUUGUAUGUAGUGAAUUUUAGUGGCAGAACUGAUAUAGAAACUGUGAGGGGAUUUUUUCAGUUGCUCCCAGUGUUCUCCACACAGGAUCUAGCCAGAUAUGCCAAUUACACAUGUGACUGGGUUUCUGGUCACUGCACUGGUACUGGCCCUUUCCUCCUGUGCUCUUGCCUGAGAGUUGGUGAUGCCCACUGGUGCUCAUUACCCUUUGAAAUAAUUUUGGUUCAUAAUUUCCUUUUCCUUGUAAAGGGGAACAAAGCCUUUAACAUACUUGUGGGCCCUAAAACUGUGGGACCUCGAAGGAGACCUGUGAAGCUUUUUGAGGUUAAAAUUUACCUUUUUGGUCCCCAAAUGACCCCAUUCCUCUUUAAAUAUUUAUUACCAUCAAUGUCCCCUGAGAAUGCAGGGUGGCCUUCCAAAGCAGGGGAGGUUAUGGGAAAGAAGGAAGGAAUCAAAGUGAAGGUCUUCUGUGCUCCAUAGUACAAAUCAGUUUUCGGGUUAGCUUUCUGGUAAGUUGUGUGUUUGGGAAAAGGGAUUCUAGGGUUUCAGGACAGCUGAGUCAAGGGUAAAGUAGCCUGGUGGCAGGACUGAUACUAUGAGGCUGAAACAAUCCUUAUGAUGAAGUAGAUCAUGCAGUAACAUACAAAAACCAAGGACAUGUAUAUUUUUAUAUCUGUGUGGUUUUAAAACUUUAGUACUUAGAACUUUGGCCUUCUGCACUACUCUUUUGCUCUUGUAAACGCAAUUUACAUUUAAGAAUGGAAAGGGAUGGCAUUUGCUUACGUGAUCACUGCCUCAUUCCUGGUGAAGCAACUGCUAGUUGUAUGCCUCUAAAAUGAUGCUGUUUUCUCUGCUAAAGAUAAAAGAAAAGAAAAAAUAGUUGGACAAUAAGACUUGCAGCUUAAUCUGCUUUGAAUAAUUGUAUGUAACAGAAACUAUACAAUGAAGGAAUAUUCUAUGAAAAUUAUGAAUCCUAACUUCUAUGGUGUUAUCUUUCUGGGGAAUGGAGAAAGGCAGUGAAAUGGCAGUUAGACUAAAGGAGGCUUGAAGGAUUCAAGUAUAAAUAAUAUUUUAUAUAAAACAUAGCUGUUUAGGUUUCCUUAAUCUUCAAGAAUAGUCACAAAUAUCAUAAAGCAAAGUUCAUUGUUUUAGGAAUUUUUAAAAAUGUGUUGUACCUAAGGCCAUACUUACUCUUCUGUGCUAUCACUGCAAAGGAGUGAUAUGUAUGUAUUAUAUGAAAAAAAAAUCCUUAAUGCACUGUUAUCUCCUAAAUAUUUAGUAAAUUAAUACUAUUUAAUUUUUUUAAAGAUUUGUCUGUGUAGACACUAAAAGUAUUACACAAAAUCUGGACUGAAGAUGUCCUUUUUAACAAUUUAAAGUACUUUUUAUAUAUGUUAUGUAGUAUAUCCUCUCUAAACUGCCUAGUUUGUAUUUCCCAUAAUUCCUAUUUGUGAAGUGUACCUGUCGUUGUCUCUUUUUUCAGUCAUUUUCUGCACGCGUCCCUCUUUAUACGAUUAUAGACAUGACUAUGUGUGCUUUCCACACACUGCUGCGAGGUGUGCACUCAGAGCCAGCCACCCCCCGCCCCCCACCCCCCGCCUUCCAGCGAGGCUCGCUCCGCGGGCUGCAGGAUGAGCUGCUGCUUUGGAGCCGAGUGUUUCCCGCUUUUGAGUUGUCCUGACAUCCUUCCUGAAAUGACUGUUAAGACAAAAAUAAAUUACAUUGCAUUUAUUUUAUAUUCUUGGUUGUAAUAAAAUUUAAUUGACUUUG
Balaenoptera acutorostrata (minke whale) is the source of this 5994-nucleotide messenger RNA. It is a transcript of the gene CDK19, whose product is annotated as cyclin dependent kinase 19. Gene Ontology annotation, molecular function: RNA polymerase II CTD heptapeptide repeat kinase activity; cyclin-dependent protein serine/threonine kinase activity; ATP binding. The coding region runs from base 348 to 1790 and encodes 480 amino acids. Gene Ontology annotation, cellular component: cytosol; mediator complex; nucleus. The record is from RefSeq and is a predicted model, not a curated record. The transcript has 15 exons. Gene Ontology annotation, biological process: protein phosphorylation. NCBI's taxonomy places the organism in Eukaryota, Metazoa, Chordata, Mammalia, Artiodactyla, Balaenopteridae.